Molecule: messenger RNA, 627 nt
Organism: Vidua macroura (Pin-tailed whydah)
Lineage: Eukaryota; Metazoa; Chordata; Aves; Passeriformes; Viduidae
Gene: DYNLT2
Product: dynein light chain Tctex-type 2
Exons: 4
Coding region: 107-562 (151 amino acids)
Biological process (GO): microtubule-based movement
Cellular component (GO): cytoplasmic dynein complex; cytoplasm
Molecular function (GO): dynein intermediate chain binding
Source: RefSeq, a predicted model, not a curated record
GCUGCCGCCGUCUCCGUUAACGCUGCCCGCGCGCGCCGCGUCACGGCCGGCUCGCGGGCCGGGCCCGGGCUGCCGCACGCCGCCCAGCGGGACUGCCGCCACAGCCAUGGAGGGAGGGAAAAAGCGCCAGGAUAAAGACACGUCAAAAGGAAAAAAAAUACCUCAGGAUGCUUCAGGCACGGCUCCAACAGAAGGAAAGGCAAAGCCAAAAAGCCAUAACACAUACAGACUGGAGCCACGUACUAAAGUUCAGGAUGGUUUAGUAAGAGACAAAGCUCAAGUGAUACUAACGAAUAAACUACAAGAAGCCACAUAUGACGGAGCUUCUAGUCCCUUCUUGUGUGCUUCAAUCUCAGAAGAAAUAUUAAAUGCUGUGAAGGAAUUGGACUGUGACCGUUAUAAGUAUGUGGUAUCAGUGCUAAUUGUGGAAAAGGCAAAUCAGGCAAUGAUUGUUGCCAGCAGAUGCCUCUGGGAUGCUCAGAGAGACACUUGGGUUUCAGCUAAAUGUGAAACUGAUACAUUUAUUGCACUGGCUUUGGUAAUGGCUUGUUAUUACGACUAAACUGAAAUCACAGCUGCAUUUGUGCAUCACAAUGCACAGUAUAUUUGAAAAAUUUCAAAACAUCA